Messenger RNA from Lactuca saligna, 1878 nucleotides. The record is from the annotation of a GenBank genome assembly. Lineage: Eukaryota; Viridiplantae; Streptophyta; Magnoliopsida; Asterales; Asteraceae.
AGCUCAUUCUCUUUUUGUUUUCCAAUUUUCUUUUUUUAUAAUAUCGUGGGACCCAAUAAACGUGAGAAGUCAUCGUUUCCUAUUGGGGUGAAAUGACCGGAAAGCCCUCAACAAACUUCGAUGGAAUCUACAAGGUGAAUUACAUCUAUUUUACUUACAUAUUAUCUGCAGCAGACACCAAAGAUGCUGAAGAAAAUGGCCGUGAUCCGGUGGUUAGUGGUGGCGUUACUGCUGGUUUUUCGCAUCCAAGAAGUUAGAUCAGGUGCCUCAGAUCACAAGUACAAAGAAAAAGAGGAAGUUCCCAUUUACGCCAACAAAGUCGGCCCCUUCCAUAACCCUAGUGAAACAUACCGCUUUUUUGAUCUACCCUUCUGUUUACCAGCUCAUUUAAAGGAGAAGCCAGAAGCUCUUGGUGAAGUACUGAAUGGAGACCGAUUAGUCAGUGCCCCUUAUAAGCUUCCAUUUAUGGUUGAAAAAGACUCAGAAAUUGUUUGCAGAAAAACACUAACAAAAGGGGAAGUAUUUAAAUUCCGAAGUGCUGUUGCCAAGGAUUAUUAUUUCCAAAUGUACUAUGAUGACUUGCCUUUCUGGGGCUUUCUAGGGAAAGUUGAAAAAGACAAAAAUGACCCUAGCGAGGAAAGAUAUUACCUUUUUAAGCAUCUUCACUUUGAGAUCCACUACAAUAAAGAUCGUGUCAUAGAAAUAAACGCGAAAGCUGAUCCUAAUGCUGUGGUGGAUCUCACUGAAGACAAAGAAGUUGAGGUGGAAUUCAUGUAUACAGUCAGAUGGAAAGAAACAAAUAUUCCGUUUGAGAAUAGAAUGGAGAAAUACUCUCAAUCUUCUUCACAACCACAUCAUUUGGAAAUCCAUUGGUUUUCAAUCAUUAACUCAUGUGUCACUGUUCUUCUGUUAACUGGUUUUCUUGCCACCAUUCUUAUGCGUGUCCUGAAGAACGACUUUGUUAAGUACGCUCAUGAUGAAGAGGCAGCUGAUGAUCAAGAGGAGACAGGGUGGAAGUACAUUCAUGGUGAUGUGUUUAGGUAUCCAAAGUACAAGUCUUUGUUUGCUGCUGCCCUUGGUUCUGGGACCCAGCUAUUUUCUCUUGCACUUUUUAUCUUUGGAUUGGCACUUGUUGGUGUGUUUUAUCCAUAUAAUAGAGGAGCUCUGUUCACUGCAUUGGUUGUCAUAUAUGCUCUUACUUCUGGGAUUGCAGGAUACACUGCAGCCUCCUUCUAUCACCAACUAGAAGGAACUAAUUGGGUGAGAAACCUACUGUUAACCGGAUGCCUCUUCUGUGGGCCCCUCUUUCUAACCUUCUGCUUCCUAAACACUGUUGCAAUCGCAUACACAGCCACAGCUGCACUUCCCUUUGGAACAAUUGUAGUGAUUGUUUUGAUAUGGAGUUUGGUGACAUCACCUUUACUUGUUCUCGGGGGUAUUGCCGGAAAAAACAGCAAAGCUGAAUUCCAAGCUCCUGUUCGCACCACAAAAUACCCGAGAGAGAUUCCACCUCUCCCAUGUGUGUGGGGCCACAGGAUUUACACCAUUUACAGCAUCUUAUUUAUUGUUUUCAUCAUUCUCUUGAUUGUCACUGCUUUCAUCACCGUUGCUUUGACUUACUUCCAACUUGCUGCUGAGGACCAUGAAUGGUGGUGGAGGUCUUUCCUAUGUGGAGGGUCAACGGGUGUUUUCAUAUACGGGUAUUGCUUGUAUUACUACUAUGAAAGAUCUGACAUGUCGGGAUUCAUGCAGACCUCCUUCUUCUUCGGUUACAUGGCUUGCAUUUGUUACGGCUUCUUUCUCAUGCUCGGCAUGAUCGGUUUCCGUGCUGCCUUGUUCUUCGUCCGCCACAUUUACCGCUCAAUCAAGUGUGAAUAG